GAUAGCGAUUGCUGUCGAACAGUGCUGCCACCCCAAUGCAUUUUCGCACGGACAAACAAACAAAACGCAAGAGGCAACUCAAAGAAAAUUUGCAGCAACAAAAAACGCGAAACAAAGUGAGCACAACAAAACAAGAAUACGCAAAAUUUAAAGAAGAAAACAAAUGGAAAGCGAUGGAACGCCAGAAAGUACAUGUAAUGCUGUUGUUCCAGCCGUCGCAACACACAACAAUUUUUCAACAAAUAAAUGGAUAAAACUGAAUGUUGGUGGUAAAAUUUAUACAACAACAAUUGAUACGCUUGUGGGCCGCGAACCGGAUUCAAUGUUGGCUCGAAUGUUUCUGCAGGAUGCUGGCGGCAUGAUGCCCAGUGAACGUGAUGAGCAGGGAGCUUAUUUAAUCGAUCGCAGUGCUCGGUAUUUUGAGCCUAUAAUUAAUUACCUGCGUCACGGCGAAUUCGUGUGUGAAAGUCAUAUCAGCAUUAAAGGUGUUUUGGAGGAGGCGCGUUUCUUUGGCAUAUACUCGCUGGUCACGCACCUUGAGGAAAAGUUAGGCGAGCAGGAGCAAUUGGUCGAUGACAGACCUUUGACUCGCAUGGAGGUGAUAAAAGCCAUCAUUCAGACUCCCUCAAUCACAGAGCUGCGUUUCCAGGGUGUUAAUCUGGCUGGCGCCGAUCUACGCAAGCUCGACUUUCGCAACAUUAACUUUAAGUACGCCAAUAUGUCGCGCUGCAAUUUGUCACACACAAAUCUCAAUUAUUGUUGUUUGGAACGCGCAGAUCUUCAGAAUGCGAAUCUGGAAUGCGCUCAGUUGGUGUCAGUGCGCGGACUCUGCGCUAAUAUGGAGGGCGCCAACUUAAGAGGCUGCAACUUUGAAGAUCCCACAGGAGUUCGCUCCAAUCUGGAGGGCGUAAAUCUUAAGGGCGCCUGCCUGGAGGGCAGCAACAUGGCGGGCGUUAAUUUACGCGUGGCCAACCUCAAGAAUGCCAACAUGAAGAAUUGCAAUCUAAGAGCAGCAGUUUUGGCUGGCGCUGAUUUAGAGCGUUGCAAUUUGUCGGGCAGCGACUUACAGGAGGCCAAUUUACGUGGUGCCAAUCUGAAAGAUGCCGAGCUGGCGCUGAUGGUGACGCCACUACACAUGUCACAGGCCAUACGUUGAUUUAGAAAUCAAAACUCGAAAACAACUCGAAAGGACAUCACAAUGUGCAAUUAUUAUUAUUAUCUUCAUUGGGGUUAUGCGAAUUAUGUAUGUGAGCGUAGCUGAAAUUGCGGUCUUAACUUAAUAUUUGUAAAUACCGAAUUGUAUAUAUCAACUUAGAACGAUUAAUAAAACAGUAUUAAA
Messenger RNA from Drosophila albomicans, 1339 nucleotides. Its product is annotated as BTB/POZ domain-containing protein KCTD9. NCBI's taxonomy places the organism in Eukaryota, Metazoa, Arthropoda, Insecta, Diptera, Drosophilidae. Gene Ontology annotation, molecular function: protein binding. The record is from RefSeq and is a predicted model, not a curated record. The coding region runs from base 164 to 1156 and encodes 330 amino acids. Gene Ontology annotation, biological process: protein homooligomerization. The transcript has 3 exons.